CUACCAAGAACAUUAUGUAGGAGGCUUGGUAUUCUAAAUCCCGGAAGCCUUUUUACUUUUUUUCUUUGGAAAGUAUGUGAAUGAUUGUAAUGCUGCUUUGCUUCCCAAACUGGGCAGUGAGGUAAGGAGCAGCAGCCUCUGCCACAACAAACAACAGCAAAGCUGUCAUCCUGACCACCAUGGAGUUUCUUGAAAGAACUUACCUUGUGAAUGACAGAGCCACCAAGAUGUAUGCCUUCAACCUAGACAGUGUGGAACUCCAGCAGAAAUCCUUGAAUAAAGAUCAAUGUCCUGGAGAGAAGCCAGAGGAGCUGGAGUCAGGAGCCAUCUAUCACUGCCACAGCAACUCCAAGGCCACAGAGAACAGAGCAAACGAGCAAGUCUACGCCAAGUGGAAACUCUAUGCUGCUUCGGGAGUAUGCUUCAUUUUCAUGAUUGCAGAGGUCGUGGGUGGCCACAUUGCUGGGAGUCUUGCUGUCAUCACAGACGCUGCCCACCUCUUAAUUGACCUGACCAGUUUCCUGCUCAGUCUCUUCUCCUUGUGGUUGUCAUCAAAGCCUCCCUCGAAGCAGCUGACAUUUGGAUGGCACCGGGCAGAGAUCCUAGGUGCCCUGCUGUCCAUCUUGUGCGUCUGGGUGGUGACUGGGGUGUUGGUGUACCUGGCAUGUGAACGCCUGCUGUACCCCGAUUACCAGAUCCAGGGGACGGUGAUGAUCCUGGUUUCAGGCUGUGCUGUGGCAGCCAACAUUAUGCUAAGUGUGAUUCUGCACCAAAAACACCCUGGCCACAAUCAUAAGGAAGUGCAAGCUAAUGCCAGUGUCAGAGCGGCUUUUGUGCAUGCCCUUGGAGAUCUAUUUCAGAGCAUCAGUGUGCUAACCAGUGCACUUAUUAUCUACUUUAAGCCAGACUAUAAAAUGGCUGACCCCAUCUGCACAUUUGUCUUUUCCAUCCUGGUUUUGGCCAGCACCAUCACUGUCUUAAAGGACUUCUCCAUCUUACUCAUGGAAGGUGUACCUAAGAACCUGAAUUACAGUGAUGUGAAAGAGCUCAUCUUAGCUGUGGAUGGUGUGGUGUCUGUGCACAGCUUGCACAUCUGGUCUCUAGCAAUGAACCAAGUGAUUCUCUCAGCUCAUGUUGCUGCAGCCAGCCGUGACAGCCAGGUUGUUCGGAGAGAGAUUGUUAAAGCCCUCAGCAAUAGCUAUACUGUGCAUUCGCUCACCAUUCAGAUGGAAUCUCCAGCUGAUCAGGACCCCAACUGCUUUUUCUGUGAAGACCCCCGGGACUAGUUCAGUCACAAUGUCAACUUCCCAGUUUUGAUGGGCCACUAUAUGCUGCUCUGCAGUUUCUAGAACCUAAGAAAUAAAGUACCAAAGGAAGAAGUUUGAGAAAUUCAUGACACAGUACAGUGCACAUUAUAUCCUUCUUUUUUUAGUCCAUCCACCAUAAAUGAAAAUGCAUUUAGAUUCAUCAGCCAAUUGGAUUAUCAACUCAUCAGUAGCUGUGUUCAAUUACAGGAAUGUGUGUAGUCUUAUAGUCUUAUUCCUGACUGGGACUGAAAUAAAAGCUGUUUGUAACCAUAGGCAAUAAAAAGUUCCUCUCCAUUCAAUAAUGUAUCCUGAGUGAGUGGGUAAAAUUGAACUCAGGAAACUCUUAUUAGGAAUUGGUGCCAAGGAAAGUCACAAAAUUCUCUGAAAACAUGAGAAGCAAAAUAAGAAGAGCCAAGCAAGGUUAAAAGAGAUUCUGGAAACUUAACAUCCCACCAUAACUUGACUCUCUUAGGAAGUUAUAAUAUGAUUUGGAGCAGAAUCUUUUCUCUCCCUAUCCAUAUCACUAUUUACUAAAUGGGGUAGAAAUGUCCUUUUUCCUUAUCAAUUACAAAUUAUGUUUUAAUAUGCCUAAAACUAUUGAGUGACAUUUUACUUUCUGUAUAAAAGCUCUGGACCAAUGAAAAAUUAUGAAAUUGUUGUUUUUUGAGUGUUUUCAUAUGGUAUGACCUAAUAAUAGAACAGAAGCACAGAGCAUCAGAAUUCUUAUCUCAGGUCACAUGGAAAAUAAUUUAGUCAAAGAAUUGAGAACUUCCGGAUCUUGAAUAAUUGAAUAAUAUUUAUGGAGUCCCAGCUAUUGUCCAGGUUUUGCACUGGGCUGUUUAGAUAUGUCACCUCAUUUCAUUUGAAUGACAACUUUGGGAAAGUCGGAAUUAAUACCAUCAUGUAUAGAUAAGGACACAGGCUCACAGAGGUUAAGUAAUUUAAUCAAUGUCAUUCAUUCAUUCAAAAAUAGUUUGUCGAUGCAGGCUAUGAGCUGAGUAUUGGUGAACUAUGUCAAUACGGCCUUUUUGUUCAUGGAGCUAUUUCCCUUUUGUUGGGGAGACAGGCAUUCCACCAGUAAAUACCAAGAAUGUAUUACAAAGAGUGGUAAGUGAUAAAGGAGGAGAGGCUGGUUUAGAUUGGGAGAGGUCAAUGGACAGCCUCCCUGAAGAAACAGCAUUCAAGUUGAGACCUGAAUAGAAAACUAGGUGAUAGCCAGAUUAAUUUAGGAGGAAGUACAUUCUAGAAGAACCAAGAGCAUGAAUGGGCACCAUGAAAAAAGAACUUGGUACAUGGGAGGAAAUGAGGAAGGCCCUUGUGGCUGGAGGGUACUGAGGGGUGAGUUAAAAAAAACAUGGAGGACAUGAGGGAAGAGAGAUGAGCAAGUCCAUUUGGCAAAGUAAGAUUCAUUCAGAGUCAUUGAUUGUAUAAUUCCGUGCUUCUAGCACUGAUUGUAACUCAUCACCUGUAGAAAGUAAAGUAAAAUAAAGAAGUAUAGGCCUA
This is a messenger RNA of Canis lupus familiaris (dog), 2810 nucleotides long. RefSeq names its product solute carrier family 30 member 8 (gene SLC30A8). Lineage: Eukaryota; Metazoa; Chordata; Mammalia; Carnivora; Canidae. The record is from RefSeq and is a predicted model, not a curated record. The coding region runs from base 180 to 1286 and encodes 368 amino acids. Gene Ontology annotation, cellular component: plasma membrane. Gene Ontology annotation, molecular function: zinc ion transmembrane transporter activity. The transcript is spliced from 8 exons. Gene Ontology annotation, biological process: response to glucose; insulin secretion; zinc ion transmembrane transport.